UAAGGUGAAUUAGCUUAUGUGCUAGUUUGUUUCUUUACCGACUUGUGACGUCACCGUGUUUAUCGGGAGUAAAACAGGACAGGUGGAGGAUGAAAAUGGCCGCAGGAGUUAUUUAGCAUGCCUGUCAGCCUCCUGGAGGCCAAAUGAGAGAGGGGCAGUUUCGACUUCUGCCGUGGACACUCCUAGGCGAGGGGACGACGUGACGUGAUGACAUCCACAGGCACGUAAAGGACAAGCACUGAAGCAGGCAGGAUGGCCGCGAGUUGUUGGAAAGGACGACUUGACUCCGUUUUUGACUACAAGACACCAAAAUUCAUAGUGGCCAAAAACAAAAAAGUUGGAAUUUUGUACAGACUCAUCCAGUUAUCUAUCAUCGGUUAUCUGAUAGGGUGGGUUUUUUUACGCAAGAAAGGCUACCAGGAGACAGACGAGGCCAUCCAGAGCUCGGUCAUCACGAAACUGAAGGGCGUCUCAGUGACCAACACCACAGAGUCAGGUGUGUUGGUGUGGGGGCCGGAGGACUACGUCAUCCCACCACAGGGUGAAGACGCUCUAUUUGUUGUAACCAAUUUCUUUGAGACGCCCAAUCAGAAGCUAGGAUACUGUGCUGAGAGCCCCAAAGUGCUGCAGGGCCUCUGUCAGCAAGACAAUGAUUGUCAAGAGGGACGUGAAGUGGUGGCUGGUCAUGGAGUCAAGAGUGGUCGAUGCUUAUCCAGGGGUGAAAAUUCUACUGGCACGUGUGAAAUCUUUGGCUGGUGUCCUGUGGAGAGACCGUUUAAACCACAGUCUCUGCUGACAAACGUAGAGAACUUUACUAUCUACAUCAAGAAUUUCAUAGUGUUUCCUAAAUUCACAUUUUCAAAGUCUAACAUUCUGGACACAACGGACCAGUCUUAUUUGAAGAAAUGCAGAUAUGAUGAGAAGCUGCACCCCUACUGCCCCAUCUUUCGCUUGGGAGAUCUCACCUUGAGAGCUGGGUACAACUUCAGUGACAUGGCAACAUUUGGGGGCUCGAUUGGCAUCCAUAUUAAGUGGGACUGUGACCUGGACAAAGGUUACUCCAGCUGUCACCCACAGUACCACUUCACCCGCCAGGACAUCAGCACGUCCAACAAUGCGAUCGCAGUGGGAUUCAACUUCAGGCAUGCUCGCUAUUAUAAAAAUGCAGCAGGGGAGAGUUACCGAUCUCUAUUCAAAGUCUACGGCGUGCGAUUCAACAUCAUGGUGAAUGGGAGGGCUGGAAUGUUCAGCAUUGUGCCCACAGCCAUCAAUGUCGGUUCAGGUUUAGCUUUAAUGGGUGCAGGAGUAUUCCUUUGUGACAUGAUCCUUCUCUACCUCAUGAAGAAUGGCACGGCCUAUCGGCAGAGGAAGUUUGAAGGACAGUUGGCGAGUGAAGAUGUCAACACUACAAAUGUAACAAUAUCAAAAUCUCAUGAUACGAUAUUGUCAGGGUAUUAAGGCCACAGUAUGAUAUUAUUGUGGUAUUGUCCAAAAUAAAAAGAGUGAUAAACAUGUUACAGUGUGUAAAAUGAAGUGGCAGGAAUGUUUAGGAUAAAAAUACUUACUGAAGCCAAACACAAACAUGAUGCUCAAAUGUUCUAAUCAUAUUUAUUAUUACAAACAUGUAUUUUUAAGUGCAAAGAAUUGCGUGGGACCAUCCACUGUUUUUAAACAAAUAUUACAAAUAAAACUU
This is a messenger RNA of Nerophis lumbriciformis (worm pipefish), 1693 nucleotides long. RefSeq names its product P2X purinoceptor 5-like. Gene Ontology annotation, cellular component: plasma membrane. Gene Ontology annotation, molecular function: purinergic nucleotide receptor activity; extracellularly ATP-gated monoatomic cation channel activity. Gene Ontology annotation, biological process: calcium ion transmembrane transport; response to ATP. The record is from RefSeq and is a predicted model, not a curated record. NCBI's taxonomy places the organism in Eukaryota, Metazoa, Chordata, Actinopteri, Syngnathiformes, Syngnathidae.